Molecule: messenger RNA, 2393 nt
Organism: Branchiostoma floridae (Florida lancelet)
Lineage: Eukaryota; Metazoa; Chordata; Leptocardii; Amphioxiformes; Branchiostomatidae
Product: pentraxin-4-like
Exons: 5
Coding region: 157-1518 (453 amino acids)
Source: RefSeq, a predicted model, not a curated record
GGGGAUUCUUAUAUCCUACUAGCUCUACGCACUUUUUUUAGUCGGUGGAGUGGGACAAUUGUGGACUACACUGCCAUAUCGUCCUCGGUCCGGCAGAAAGUUGUCUACAGUGAGAUAUCUGAGGGUUUGGCGGUUCCGUCUCGUCGUAUCCUCGCAAUGAGCUCAGAGAAGCUGCUUAACGUAAGCGAAGUUACCGGCCGGGCCCGCCGAGACCGACCCGCGGCCCGACCGGUGACGGUGGCCGUGGCGGCCGGGGCGGGGGUGCUGGUGGUGGCGGCCCUCGUCUUCCUCGCUCACGAGGUCAAAUAUGUCCGAGAGAACGCAAGUCACCUGCAAGAUCAACUAGCGAAGGCAAAUGACCAGAUCCUGGCGCUGAAGGAUCGUACCUUGGCCAUGGAGAUCAAACAAGAAACCGCUGCGAGAGACAAGGAGGAAGUGUCCUCGCACAAGGAGGAAAUGACGGCCCUGAAAAUCCACCUGUCGUCCCUGCAGAAUCAACUAGACAGCGAACGUGCGGAGUUGCAGAAGGAGAAAGUUGACGGGGCGUCUCUGAGGGAGAGACUGGCUGUGCUGGAAACCAAGUUCCAACUCGGUGUCGAAAACGAACAACAACCAACCUACGGAACCUCUCAUGAGGAGACUGACCCCGAUGUGAAACCGAGUGAAGUUGGUGAUGACGUCAAGCUUGGUGAUCACAGCGCCCCCUUGCGGCGGUCUAAGAGAGCGGCCAACACCAUCACAACACCCUACGGCUCAGGUCCCUUCCGGGGUCCCGAGGGACCGGCCGGACGAGACGGGCGGGACGGCCGUGAUGGUGUUGCCGGGCCUCCCGGUCCUCCUGGUCCUGCUGGCGGAUGCUGCGGGAUUUGUGAACGAGGUAACUAUGAAACAGCAACUUAUUUGCAAAAGACAACCUUUCCGGCUCCACAAAGCGUCGGUAACUACGCCAAGCUGGGAACAACAUGGUCUCAGAACUUAAGAAGUUUUACUUUAUGUCUGCAAAUGCGUAGCGACAUGAGUUCCAACAGUGCAGCAGGUUUGGUCAGCUAUGCUGUACAACAACAUCACAAUGAGAUACUCAUCCUCAAAAACGGAGCGGGCGGAUUCUUAUUGUUCGUACAAGGUAAUCAGGCUGCCGUUGGUGUCUUGCCUGUUUGGGAUGGUGAGAGGCAUGCAGUAUGUGCCACCUGGCGCAGCACCAACGGAGCCUGGCAGGUCUACAUUGACGGCGCUCUUCAGGCUUCCGGCUCGGGGCUGAGCGUAGGAGGGGCAGUGCGCAGUGGUGGAACAUGGAUCCUUGCACAAGAUCAAGACAGAGUCGGGGGAGGGUUCCAGCCGGAUCAAGCGUUCAUCGGAGAACUGUCACAGGUGAACCUUUGGGACCGCGUGCUGACUCCAGCUGAGAUAGGGACAGACUGGUCAGUCUUCUGUGGUCAUCAUGGCAACGUGAUUGACUGGGCAACCACUAACAUCAAUGUUUUUGGACUGGCCACUAUGUAUCAAUAUCGCUGCAGUUAGUACUGUACCCAACUUAUUACAUUAGCCAAGAAGGUUACGUUUUCAGUUGCGCCAGGGUGUAGUAGCUAUGCUGUGCGUCUGUAUGUAUGUCAACAUCUUAACUCGAGAAGCUGUGAAUGAAUCUUUAUCUGAUAUUUGGUAGGCAGAUAGCAGGUGUAAAAAGUUUGUGCACAACCAAACUUGAGAAGCAGUGAAUGGUUCCACAUAAUAUUUAAUGGAUGGGUAGGGGUAGCAAAAAGGAAGGUCAAGUUAGAUAUAGAUGGGUCGCUUAUUAUCAAAACGCUUAUUUGAUUUACUGAGAGGAAUUGAUUAUGUCGCUUUUAAAUUUUUUUUAAGGAGUACUAACAUUAGUAACAAUCUUAAAUGAUAUUGUAAAUGUUGUUGAUGCCAUGCCAAUCUGGAUACCCUGAGCUGUGUUUUUCAAAUACAGUAAAUGACAUGUGUACCUCCAACAAGCGCAAAGCAAUUCAAUCUUCAUAUCUAAUAACAUGUCUAACAUUACCUUAACAUCACCUUUUCAGUUCAGAUCUAUUUCAUUAGACACUUGCUGACAAGUUUCCUUUGCUGUAUGAUAUUGUUCAUAAUCAACAAGCUUUUUAUCACUUCGUCUUGGAAAGGAACUAUUUCCAUAUACCUUUUGGUUGGUAACAGGAUACCUUUGCUGUACAAUUGACAAGACUGUACUCUAUGGUCCUUUAGUUUGUUUUGGCGUGCUCUUCUGUAAACAAUGGAGCAUUUCUAUCAGUCAUUUUAUGAUUGUUCCGAGAUGACUUUAUCGGGAUGUACAAAAAGUACGAGAGUAUUUCUAUCUAUGUUAUUUUGUCGGCAACGUUACGUCAAAGUCGAUGUUCUACACAAUAAAAAAAUCUUCAGCA